AAUUUGCGGCGUUUCUGCGGAGGACCUGCGCUGUUUUUCUCGAUAUUAAAUGAGUUAUUAUGGCCGCGACCGGCAGUGGCGCGGCGACCGAGCCUCCCGGGCUGGAGACUCAGCGGAGAGAGAUCGAGGCGCUGCUGCGGGACGAGGAGCUAAGGGUCGGGGAGAGCUGGUAUCUAGUGGGAAGGAGAUGGUUUGACCUGUGGGAAGAGUAUGUGAAGACCGGAGACCAGAACUCUUCUUCUUUUCCCGGGCGGAUUAAUAACACAGAGCUCUUCGAGAAUUUAGAUUCAUACCGUCUGAAGGAGAGGCUGGUGGAGAAUGAGGACUUUGUCCUGUUUCCAGCAGAAGCCUGGCAUAAGCUGCUGUCCUGGUAUGGCAUGGUUGAUGAACAGCCUGCCCUGGAAAGAAAGGUCAUUGACCUUCCCAGUACUCUUAAAGUUGAGAUCUAUCCUGUGGAAAUUUUCCUCUGUCUCCAUAGCAACAUGGAUGAUGUUGAGACAGAGCAGUUUAGUCGGACAGACACCAUACUUGCUAUUCAGAAGGUGAUGCAGAAGCGGUUUGAGGUAGCGGAGGAUGCCGAACCAAGACUGUGGAUGAAGAGUUCUGACACCAGCUGUGAGAGGCUACGAAACAUCCAUGUAACUUUACUGGAUGCUUGCCUAUCAUCAGGCAUGACCAUGAUCAUGGAGGUGAGGAAUUCAGAUGGCACCUGGCCCAGCUCCAGACCCCAGAUCAUGAGGAAUUCUGUGGAUGAGCAGGACACAUAUCGAGGGCAACCCGGAGUGUGUGGUCUCACUAACCUUGGCAACACCUGCUUCAUGAACUCUGCACUGCAGUGUCUGAGCAACACACCGCCGCUGACGGAGUAUUUUCUGCGGAAUUCGUAUCUGGACGAACUGAACUUCAACAACCCUCUGGGCAUGAAGGGUGAGAUUGCAGAGGCCUAUGCAGAUGUCAUCAAGCAGAUGUGGUCAGGGAGGCACUACUCUGUGGUCCCACGUAUCUUUAAGACAAAGGUGGGCCAUUUUGCUUCCCAGUUUCUGGGCUACCAGCAGCAUGACUCCCAGGAGCUUCUGUCCUUUCUCCUGGAUGGCCUGCAUGAGGACCUCAACCGCGUCAAAAACAAAGAGUACAUUGAGCUCAGGGAUGCUGACGGCAGACCAGAUCAGGAAGUGGCUGAGGAGGCAUGGCGUAACCACAGAAGGCGUAACGACUCGGUGAUCGUGGACACCUUCCAUGGACUGUUUAAGUCCACACUUGUCUGCCCUGAGUGCCACAAGGUGUCUGUGACCUUUGAUCCUUUCUGCUACUUGAGUGUGCCCCUGCCUGUCAGCAAGGAGAGGGUCAUGGAGGUGUUCUUCGUUUCCCUCGAUCCUUUAUCUAAACCUGUGCAGCAUCGAGUGGUCGUCCCUAAAGCUGGCAAAGUGAUUGAUUUGUGCAUGGCCCUCUCUCAAGCAACAGGCAUCCCUGCUAACCAGAUGGUAGUGGCAGAUGUGUUUAACCAUCGUUUCUACAAGAUCUACCAUGUAGAUGAGUCUCUGAGCUGUAUACUGGACAGAGAUGACAUCUUUGUGUAUGAGAUAAGCAGCACCUGUGAAGGUGAGGAUGAAGAGGAAGUUCUGCUGGCUGUCUACAUGCGUGAACGUUCCCACUACAGAGACUAUGGCUCAGGGGGCAGCAACUACAGCACAACACUUUUCGGCCAUCCUCUGCUCAUGGCACUGCCACGGGCUCAAUGCACCAGAGACUCCCUGUACCAGCUGUUCCUGCAGCGUCUGGCGCGCUAUGUUCGUCAGCCAGACCCAGCAGAGGAAGUGGAAGAAGAAGAAGAAGAAGAGGAGGAUGAAAAUGAUGGAGACGAAAAUGACGAAGAGGAGGAUUUAUACAAGAAUCAGGCCAAUGGAGUGACUGGAGAUGAGGGUGAGGAAGACUCUGAGAAAGCAGGCCCAUCCACAAGAGAAGAAGAGUCACAGGAGAAUGCUCAGAAUGAUGGACACAACAAGAACAACAUCCAUUCAGAGGCCAGUCCCAGCAGUGAAGGGGAGGAGAGAGCGGAGGAGGAGGAAGAGGAGUCGAACAGUGAACCAGACCGGGGCAGCAGCACAGAAGAGGGCCAGUCGGCCUGCGGCAGCACGGACACCAACUCCCAGGAUGCUGCUGAUGGGGAUCAAGGUGCUGCAGGGGCUUCAGGGAAAGAUGAUGAGGAUGAUGUGGAAGAUGAAGAUGACGCUGAGCCCAUUGCUCAGGUGAACAAGAGAGCUAUGGCUAGACAGUGCUGUGCAGAGAAGAAGAGGAAGCCGCUCUUUGCUAUCCAAGCAGUGAAUUCCAAUGGCACCACAGAUCAAGGCAUGGUAGAUGGAGGCAGCACCUUUACUUCCUGUUCUCCACUGUAUGUGGCCAUUGACUGGGACCCUGACAUGAAGAAGAAAUACUACAAUGAGAAUGAGGCAGAGAAAUAUGUAAAAGACCAGAGCAUGGAUGUCCCCCAGCAGCAGACCACAGUGCAGCUGCAAGAAUGCAUCGAGCUCUUCACCACUGUAGAAACACUUGAAGAGGAAAACCCCUGGUAUUGCCCGACGUGCAAGAAGCACCAGCUUGCGACUAAGAAGCUGGAUCUGUGGUCUCUUCCUGAAGUUUUAAUCAUCCACUUGAAACGCUUCUCCUACACCAAGUAUUCCCGCGAGAAACUGGACACCAUCGUCGACUUCCCUUUACGACAUCUGGACUUCUCUGGUUGCCUCCUGAGAAAAGCAGGGACCGACUGUGAACCUCCCAGCAGAUAUGACCUGAUCGCUGUAUCAAACCACUAUGGUGGCCUCCGGGAUGGACACUAUACCAGCUAUGCUCGGAACAAGGACGAUGGGCAGUGGUAUUAUUUUGAUGACAGCAAGGUGACCUGUGCAAAGGAAGAACAAAUUGUGACCAAUGCUGCCUACCUUCUGUUCUACCAGCGCCAAGACAAGAUCCGCCAGCCGACACUUCCUCCACCUGAUAAUCACAUCACUUCCACUAACCACGACGGAGUGGGUGGAGCCAUGGAAAUAGACUGAAACAACUCCACCGAUGUCCGUUUUGUUUAGUUUCUUUUCCUUGCCUUCCUGCCGUCUCCCUCUUUAUUUGUGUUCUCUCCCACUCUCAGGUUAAUGAGGGAGUUUUUUAUUAUUUUUUUUUUUUGUCUUUUUGUUUGUUUUGUUUUCGAAGAAAAACUUGAACCUUCUGCCUCUUCUCUAACCAAAACAGGAAAGUGGGAGGCAGGGGCUACUCUCUCAGGCUGGUGCAGAGGCAUCAUAGAUAGGGGACUGCAGGUUGUCGUUACUCCUUCUUCACAAGAAGUGCACAGGGACUGGUUGGGCCGGUGGAGGCAGAACCGCAUACCGCAUGGUUUGUUUGUGCUGCUCCAUUGUGGUGUUUUUUUUUUUUUUUUUUUUUUUUUUUCUUUUUCUUUUCUUUUCUUAGAGAAUCUGUGUAGGCCGGGUGUGCCGCCGAGUUGUGGUUCACUGCCAUUCAUCACUGGAUCCAUUCAGCGACUGCUUCUUCUGAUUUUCAGAGCAAGAUAAGCUGCUUUUCUUUCAGCCAUGUGCUGGGCCUGCAAUCGUAUAUGUGCAGAAUUGAUCCAGAUCUGCACCCUCAGUCUCGCUUUAUGAAUCAAACUCGCAACCUCAGAAUUAAGGGAUGAACUGAAAGCCUAAGUUCAUGGUUUAGCAAGCUAACUUCAGACAUUAAGCCUAGUUUUGCAUUAAAAUACACUGUUUGAGGAAUAUUCCUUUUGAUAAUGCUAGACUUAAUCUGAAAGACAGGACUCGAUACUGGUACUUAAACACAGUAUCAGCACUAGAGGAUACCAGUGAGGUGAAGCAACUUCUAAAGGCUGCCAGUAGAUGGAGCUUAACUGAAGCAAGCAACAUGUCAGUGGUGUGGGAGUAUCUCACGUUUCAGAAGAGCAGUAGUAAAAACGCUCACUGCAAAAUAUAAAACACCAGGGUUUCCACGACCAGCAAUGAUUUCGAUAUCUUAGUAAUUAAAGAUGAACCAUAGCAUCGAACACGGACGAUGUUUUUGCAGCUCAGAAACUAUUCAAAUGUGCAGAUAACAUCCAAUGAAUGUUGUACGCCUUUUAUUUGUGACAUAGAACACAUACCGAAAAACAUAAUUGUAUUUGUUUAAAUGUCAGAAUUUAUAUAUAGUAGUUGUUAUGUAGACAUAGGAUCGGUACUGAUACGUGGUAUCGCCUCGGAAGGGAAAAGGUGAUUAAUUCAGUGGCCCUUUAUUCAGUUCUACUCGGUUACUCUGGACUGCAGACAUCUUGCUAAACCAUGAAUUUAGCUUCACAUUAUAUCCAUUUAACCUCAGUGCUGUGCUUUUUUUUCUGGGAUUAUUUUUCAUAAACAUUAAAGAAAUGCUUCACCGAAAAAUCUAACUUAUACAGUUUUCCCCUAACGCCACAGUCAGUUGCCCACAAAUUGUUUGGUUUCUUCAGAUUGGCACUGAAGCAAUGCGGCUAAUCUAGCUAACAAGCAAGUCUUAUUGAGUGCCAUGGACUUUUGUAUUAACCUCAUUGCUCCAGUGCAAAAGUAAAGAACUUAAGAUAUAAAGCAUGUCUUGACUGAUCUACUAAGGAGUUGAGGGGAAAACUGUGUAUAUUUGAAUCAUUCCUAAAAAGGAGUGUUUCACACAGACAUGCUAAAGUGACUAGUAAUGCAUAAAAGAUAACGGGAACCAGUUAGCAUAACAGUGUUAAUGCAGACUGUUCCUAGCUAACUUUUGUUCACCGUUAAUAAGAUUAUUGGAUGAAUUGUUGCUUUAACUGGUGAGUUUCCACUGAUGUUGUACUUCAGUCCGAGUCUCGGUUGAUUUGUGUCCUGAUGCUCAUUAUUUCAUGUUUUUUUUUGGCUUCAGAAAAUACUUUUCUGUAUCAGAGCUUUUGAUUGUUCUGUCUCAGUCGUUGAUCUAAGGGUUGUGGAUAGGCUUUUUUUUUUCUUCUGAAUGCUGGAAAGCAUUCUUUAAAGGAACAGAUCAGCCAAAGGUGCUGACAUUACUAAUAACAAAAGCUAGACGGUCGACAUUAUGCAUGUAUAGCCUUUAGUCAUGUUAGCCUUUUUGGUUAAUUUAUCCCUUUAAAGUGUUUUUUUCCCUUUCUCGCGCUUAUAUCAGGGAGCGAGUGGUCAGAAAUGUAACUGUUGCAGUAUGAUUUCUGUGAACCUCUAUUAGCAAAAGGCGCAAAAGUAUUUUAGGUGACUGUGUAAUAUAGCUUUGUAUCUACUCACUCGUGAACUAUUUAUUUUCUUAACUGCCAGAUGUGGAUAAUGAGUGAGUUUUAAUUACAGUUCCAACACAUCCAUGUAUCUGCUGUCAAAGGCAGCAAUCAAAUGCUUCCACAUUUUUUUUCUUUGUUGUCAUCUUUUUCCACUGUUGCAAUGUCUGGAAAAGACACUCUGUUGCAGGACACAAACAGAGACAUUUUUCAGCCGUAAAUUUGUAUUUUUAUCUUUAAUGAAAGGGUUAGGGUUAAAAUCAAAAACAAAAAAGGAGGAUAUGAAUAUUGCAUUCUUUUUCAUUAAUUGCGUGCAAUUUAUAAUUAACUCUGGAGCAAUGAGAAUAUUUCAGUGCUUUCUGGAUAGAGCUCUUAAUCAUUUUUAAAAUGCAUAUGUACAGUAUUUUUGUAUUGUAAUAAAUAUCUUUGAUCAUAUGGAUCAAAUGCUGGGGAUGGGUGAGCUUUCAUUUUUAUUUUGUUAAUAUAUGGAAUAUAAUUGUAUACUCAUGUUUUGAUAUGAAUAAAUGACGAUUAUAUAUA
Molecule: messenger RNA, 5791 nt
Organism: Pygocentrus nattereri (red-bellied piranha)
Lineage: Eukaryota; Metazoa; Chordata; Actinopteri; Characiformes; Serrasalmidae
Gene: usp11
Product: ubiquitin specific peptidase 11
Exons: 21
Coding region: 60-3050 (996 amino acids)
Biological process (GO): protein deubiquitination
Molecular function (GO): cysteine-type deubiquitinase activity
Source: RefSeq, a predicted model, not a curated record